Messenger RNA from Mucor mucedo, 597 nucleotides. RefSeq names its product putative magnesium-dependent phosphatase P8B7.31. Lineage: Eukaryota; Fungi; Mucoromycota; Mucoromycetes; Mucorales; Mucoraceae. The transcript has 5 exons. Bases 1 to 597 code for a protein of 198 amino acids. Gene Ontology annotation, molecular function: acid phosphatase activity. The record is from RefSeq and is a predicted model, not a curated record.
AUGACAAAAUCAGUCUGGAAGCUGAAAACUCAACCAGCAUCAUUUCCCAAACUCAUUGUGUUUGAUCUCGAUUAUACGUUAUGGCCAACUUGGAUCGAUUGCACUAAUGGACCACCUUAUGUCUAUGAGGAAGGAUCGAACUGCAUUGUUAAUCCCUGCGGAGAGUCUUUAGGUUUAUUUCCUCAUUCUGCAGCCAUCAUUGCUCUAAUCAAAUCAUUUCCAGAUACCAAAAUUGGAAUUGCUUCAAGAACACAGACACCCAAUUGGGCCAUGAAGGCGUUAGGAUUACUGCGGAUUCCUGAGCUUGGUCACACAACGCUGUUUGAAAACAUUGAUUAUUUUGAGAUCUAUCCUGGUAGUAAAUUGAAACAUUUUAAAAGUCUAGCAGAGAAAUCAGGCAUCGAUUGCCAUGAAAUGAUAUUUUUUGAUGAUGAACAUCGAAAUCGAGAGGUGACCAAAUUAGGUGUGCAUUUCUAUAAAGUCAAUACCCAAACAGGCAUAACUCCGUUUCAAUUUGAAAAUGCAUUGCAAGAUUAUGCUACAAAUUCUGGUGUAAGGCAAUCAUCUGUCAAGGACUUUUUCAAACCAAAGGGAUAA